Molecule: messenger RNA, 3110 nt
Organism: Hipposideros armiger (great roundleaf bat)
Lineage: Eukaryota; Metazoa; Chordata; Mammalia; Chiroptera; Hipposideridae
Gene: KCNJ11
Product: potassium inwardly rectifying channel subfamily J member 11
Exons: 1
Coding region: 777-1964 (395 amino acids)
Biological process (GO): potassium ion import across plasma membrane; regulation of monoatomic ion transmembrane transport
Cellular component (GO): plasma membrane
Molecular function (GO): ATP-activated inward rectifier potassium channel activity
Source: RefSeq, a predicted model, not a curated record
GGCGACGAGCAGGCUGGGCAGGGACAGAGCGCGGGGCGGGGGCGCGGCGCCGGCGUGCGUGCGGCCGGCGGGGAGCGGGGAGGACCCAACUCGGUAGUGAGCCCAGCCAGGUCGCACGGGGGGCGAGGGGAUCUGGUGUUGAUCCGGGUCGGGUGGGUUGGUGACUCUGGAGGGCGCAGGAUCCCAAGGAGACAGAGAGGACGAAAGCUGGAGGGGGAUCAGAAGAGCGGUGAGAGCGCUACGGGGUGUGGGGUAGGAAGGAGGGGGCAUACCAGGUGAGACUGGGGGAAGGUCAGGAUAUGAAGCUGGAGCUUGGAAGGGAGCCAAGGACAGGAUGGGUGAGGCGGGAGACGCGGGGGUUGUGUGAGAUCUGGUCAGUUGGUAAUAAUCGGAGGUGUUAAGUUCCAAGGUGGGAGAGGGGUUGAGAAGGAAGGCUGCGUGGGGAGAAGGGGACUUAGGGCGUCGCCCAGGUGUGGUGAGCGGGUGGAGGAGUGUUGAGCUGAGAUCCUGGGCCAGGUGGGGAAUAAUAGGCAGGGUGGGGGGCUCACUAAGCAGGUGGGCUGAGGUGUGAGGCUGGUAUAAAGAAGUGAAGCAGGGGCCAGGUGGAGGUGAGGAUGAGUCUGGCUGUGGAGGCAUCUCAGAAGUGAGGCCAGCACAGACUGAGGGUGGUCCCAGAGUGGACGGGUACACAGGGAGGGAACCCUACAGUGAGGCCCUAGGCUGGUCAGGGGAGCACCCCCCAUGGGGGAAGCCUCUCCCUGGUGGUCGCUGGAGCCAUGCUGUCCCGCAAGGGCAUCAUCCCUGAGGAGUAUGUGCUGACGCGACUAGCAGAGGACCCUGCGGAGCCCCGGUACCGUGCCCGUGAGCGGAGGGCCCGCUUCGUAUCCAAGAAGGGCAACUGCAAUGUGGCCCACAAGAACAUCCGGGAGCAGGGCCGCUUCCUGCAGGACGUGUUCACCACGCUGGUGGACCUCAAGUGGCCGCACACGCUGCUCAUCUUCACCAUGUCCUUCCUGUGCAGCUGGCUGCUCUUCGCCAUGGUCUGGUGGCUCAUCGCCUUCGCCCACGGCGACCUGGCUCCUGGCGACCUGGCCCCUGGCGAGGGCACCACUGUGCCCUGCGUCACCAGCAUCCACUCUUUUUCAUCUGCCUUCCUUUUCUCCAUUGAGGUCCAAGUGACCAUUGGUUUCGGCGGACGCAUGGUGACGGAGGAGUGCCCGCUGGCCAUCCUGAUCCUCAUUGUGCAGAACAUCGUGGGGCUCAUGAUCAAUGCCAUCAUGCUGGGCUGCAUCUUCAUGAAGACGGCCCAGGCCCACCGGCGGGCCGAGACCCUCAUCUUCAGCAAGCAUGCGGUCAUCGCCUUGCGCCAUGGCCGCCUCUGCUUCAUGCUGCGCGUUGGCGACCUCCGCAAGAGCAUGAUCAUCAGCGCCACCAUCCACAUGCAGGUGGUGCGCAAGACCACCAGCCCCGAGGGCGAGGUGGUGCCCCUCCACCAGAUGGACAUCCCCAUGGAGAACGGCGUGGGUGGCAACAGCAUCUUCCUGGUGGCUCCUCUCAUCAUCUACCACGUCAUUGAUGCCAACAGCCCGCUCUACGACCUGGCGCCGGGUGACCUGCACCACCAUCAGGACCUGGAGAUCAUCGUCAUCCUGGAAGGUGUGGUGGAAACCACGGGCAUCACCACCCAAGCCCGCACCUCCUACCUGGCCGACGAGAUCCUGUGGGGCCAGCGCUUUGUACCCAUUGUGGCUGAGGAGGACGGCCGCUACUCCGUGGACUACUCCAAGUUUGGCAACACCAUCAAAGUGCCCACGCCACUCUGCACGGCCCACCAACUUGAUGAGGACCGCAGCCUGCUGGACGCCCUGACUCUCGCUUCAGCCCGUGGGCCACUGCGCAAGCGUAGCGUGGCCGUGGCCAAGGCCAAGCCCAGGUUUAGCAUAGCUCCGGAUUCGCUGUCCUGAACCAUGGUCCCUUGAGCCCUCACACCCUGUGUGUGCACAUGGACAGUGUGGUAUGGUAUGCAGUGGACAUAGUGUGGGCUUCUUGGCCAGGCCAGGACCUGGUGUGAGGCUGGGCCCUGCUGGGCUCAGCCUCCCCCCCUGCUGCUCGCCCAGGGUGUUACAAGGCACUUGUCACUAGGCUAUUUCUGGCCUCAGCAGGAGCCUGUACUAGGUUAUUUUUGUCCCCACUCCUCCCAGCCCCAGCUCAGGACUGGUUGGUCCCCCUCCCCCCGACCCAAGGCUGGGGAAGCUGUGGGAAGCGUCGGGCCCUCAAGCUGGGUCUCCAGCUAGUCCUGGGUCCCUGUGAUGAACUGGCCACAGGCUCGGCAGAUGGCCGGGGAACAACAGUCCCCAGGUUGGAGGCCUGCUGCUGUGUUUCUGUGGCCCCAAGAGAUGCCUGUGGUCAGGCCCUAGCCGCCGUUGGUCCCUGAAAAUGUGAUGAGCUACAGGGUAGGCCCAGCCACCUGGGAAGGGCAGUCAAGGAGGGAGGAUAUUCCAGCCAGGAGACUGGAGAUGUGGAGCCUACAAAGACGGACAGGCUGAGGCUGACAGGGCUUUCCUCCACGGGGCAGGCUCAAGCAGGAAGGAAAUUGCGUUGAGGAUGCUCAGCUUUGCCGAGUCCUGCGCAGGCACAGGGAAGAGGAAAUGGGCUCUGUGCCCCUGACCUUUGCCCCAACACCAAGGCUUCUACGGUGAGGGCUCCAUGGGCUGUGGCUGCUGCUCCCGCCUGCUCCCAUUCUGUCCCCACCCUCAGAGGCUGGGGUGGGCUGUGGCAGACAUUGGCAUGCCGAGCAGAAAGAGGCUGAGGAGAUGGGAGUCCUCGGCCCACCACACUCAGUGGGCCUCAGACCAAACUCUGGUCCUGGCUCCCACCACUGGCUGCCCCUCACUUUGUCCAGAGGAUGACCUUGGAGAGAGGGUCUUUGGGUUUCUCAAAAAGGAGAUGUUGGAAAGUUCAGGAUGGUGGGGGUGAGCGAGGUCCUUGAGGCAAAGAGGCCUUUUGCCCUGAUGGCCUUCACCCCAAGCCUGGACUCUCAGAACAGUGCUGCGUGUGCUUGCCCAGAAUUCUGCCUUUUCCCUUGUCAAUAAAUCCUCCCUCUUUCAUGA